Molecule: messenger RNA, 2340 nt
Organism: Acanthosepion pharaonis
Lineage: Eukaryota; Metazoa; Mollusca; Cephalopoda; Sepiida; Sepiidae
Source: the annotation of a GenBank genome assembly
AUGAGGAAACAAAUAGAAAAUAUUUAUUUUUUAAUCUCCUUCCUUUCUAAGAAAGCUUAUCUAUCUAUCUAUCUAUCUAUCUAUCUAUCUAUCUAUCUAUCUAUCCUUAGUUAUCUGUCUAUAUUUCCCUGUUCAUAUCUAUCUCAAUCUGUUCACUAUCUAUCUAUCUAUCUAUCUAUCUAUCUAUCUAUCUAUCUAUCUAUCUAUCUAUCUCAGUCUGUUUAUAGCUAUCUCAGUCUGUUCAUAUCUAUCCCAGUCUGUUUAUAUCUAUCUAUCUAUCUAUCUAUCUAUCUAUCUAUCUAUCUAUCUAUCUCAUCUGUUUCUAUCUAUCUAUCUAUCUAUCUAUCUAUCUAUCUAUCUAUCUAUCUAUCUAUUUGUUUCAUUUUUAUCUUUAAUCUGUGUCUUUUUCCAAUCACCCCACUCUUUAUCUCUCUUGCUUCUUUCUUUAUAUCGCCCCAAACUCAAUGGGCAUUCGCUAAGCCACUCCAACCCCAACAACCUGCUUCUCGUGUCAGGCGCGUUUACCAACUCACCAAAAUGAACGCCAUCUCCAACGUAAAUUGGGAAGAUGUCGACGAGAAAUUAGAAAGGGAAGCAAUUAUUAUUUGUCUUUCCACGUUUAAAAUAAAGAAAUCAUUUUUUUUUAUGUCGUCGACCAAAACUUUACAUGAAUUAUUUGACUCAAAUGUUUUUCAAUUUCUUCUUCUUUUCGUUUUUCAAUUUCUUCUUCUUUUCCUCUACCAAUUUCUUCUUCUUCUUCUUUGUUUUUUCUAUGAUACUUUUUUGCUUUUCUUAUUUAGUUUACCAAUUUCUUUUUAUUUCUACCCUGUUUUUUCUUCUUUGCUUAUUAUUUUCAUUUGCCAAUUUCUUCUUCUUCUUCUUCUUGUUAUUUCUUUCUAUCCAUCUCUCUUUCUCUCUCUUCUUCUUUUUCUUUUUCCGCUUCUCCUCCUUCGUUUCUUCUCUUUUUUAUCGAUUCUUUCUGUCUACUUCUUCACCAUUUGUACCAACUUGCCAUCACUCUCCCGCUUUUUUCUCCCUUCAUUUUACAUCAUCCUCGUAUCUUUCCUCUUUACAAUCUCUUCCUCCUUUCCUCAUGAACUCUAUAUUUCCUUUCCCUUUCUUUUCCUUAUACUACCCACUUCCUUUAAUCUUUUUCUCCCUCUUCCACCUCUUUCUACUCCUGUCCCUCUUUUUAUUUCUCCUCUUACUUCUCUUCCUUCUUUUACUUCUCUUCCACCUCUUCCUUCUCCUCUUGCUUCUCUUCCUCCUUUUACUUCUUUUCCACGUCUUCUUUCUCCUCUUCCUUCCUUUACUUCUCUUGCGCUUCUUCCUUCUCUCUCUUCUCUUCCUCAUUUUACUUUUCUCCCACGUCUCCCUUCCCUUCUUGCUUCUCUUGCUUCUCUUCCCUCUUUUUCUUAUCUUCCACCUCUUUCUUCUGUUUCACCUCCUCUUUACUCUCUAGCUUCUAUCCCACCUCUCCUUUCUUUUACUUCUCUUCUACCUUUUCCUUGUCCUUUUCUUUUUCUCCUCUUACUUCCUCUUCUCAAUAUUCACCUUCCUUUUAUCUUGUACUUCUACUCCCUCGUCCUCUUCUAUUUCAUCCUCCAUUUCCCCCUCUUCGUUUUCUCUUUUCCCCCCCUAUACUCCUCCUCUUACUUAUUCUCCACUUCACCUUCUCCGUCUUCCUCCUCCUUGCUAUUCUACUUUUGGAUUCUUUUUCUAUUUUCAAACUUCACCUUUCACCCACUCGCAAUUCAUUCAUUCUUUCUUUCUUUCUUUUUCCUUCCUCAAGAGGUAUUCUUUCUUUCUUUCUUUCUUUCUUUCUUUCUUUCUUUCUACACUGCUUUCUUUUUUUAUCUUUUUUUCUUUCUUUCCUUUACCAUUGAUUUUCUUUCCUUUUUUAUAUUUCCUCUUUCUUUCUUUCUUUCUUUCUUUCUUUUAUUUUCUCUUUCUUUCUUUCUUUUAUUUUCUCUUUCUUUCUUUCUUUCUUUUAUUUUUUCUUUUUUUCUUUCUUUCUUUCUUUUAUUUUCUCUUUUCUUCUUUCUUUCUUUCUUUCUUUCUUUCUUUUUUUUUUCUACUUUUCUUUUUCUUUUCCUUUCCCUGACCCGCUCCUCUUUCUUUCUUUCUUUCUUUCUUUCUUUCUUUCUUUCUUUCUUUCUUUACUGUUUUCUUUCUAUCCUUUUUCUAUUUUCUCUUUCUGUCUUUCUUUCUGUUUCUUUUUUUCUUUUACUGUUUUUUACCUUCUUUCUUUAUCCACCCGAUUGUUUUCGCGCGCUUUUGUUAUGUUCCGCCAUUUGCCCUGACCGAUCAACUUUUCUUCAUUACUUUUUCUCUUCGUAA